GCAGUCUGCGUGCGCCGCACUCUCGCGCCGCUCUUCUCGCCAACAUUGGACGAACCUAAUUACAAGUCUCAUAGCAAGUCUUUGCAAAAAUUUCAAUUCGAACAGAAUUUUUGAAGCCUGCAAAAUGACAGUGAAGAAGCGACCCUCAGACUUGUCGAGCUUGGAACGGUUUAACCUAUAUUACCGGCAGAAGGAGCCGCCGCUGACCGCGGGAGAGAAGGCCAAGCGUUUCAUCUGGAACCCUAAGACAAGACAGUUUUGUGGCCGCACUGCAUCGAGCUGGUCCAAAAUAUGUCUAUUUUACUUCAUCUUCUAUUCCGCGCUGGCGAUCCUCGUGGCGAUAUGCAUGUGGACCUUCCUUCAGCUGUUGGACGACCGACAGCCUAAGUGGCAAUUGGAGGGGAGUAUAAUAGGCACCAACCCUGGCCUCGGCUUCCGACCGACACCUCCAGAAGUUGCCAGCAGUGUAAUCUGGUAUAAGGGGAAUGAUCCUGGUAGCUAUCACUUUUGGGUGAAUGAGCUGUCCAGAUUUUUAAAAGUCUACAAACGCGACGGCAAGAAAGCGGGUGCUGGCCAAAACAUUCACAAUUGUGACUUCAAGCUCCCAGCGCCAGCGGGCAAGGUCUGCGACGUGGACAUCAGCGCCUGGGGUCCUUGCGUCCAAGAAAACAACUUCGCCUACCACAAGUCCACGCCUUGCGUGUUCCUUAAACUUAACAAGAUCUAUGGAUGGAAGCCAGUCUUCUACAAUAGCUCAGACGCCCUGCCUCCAGCCAUGCCAGACGAUUUGAAGGAACACAUCAGGAAUUUGACGGCCUACGAUAAAAAUUAUUUGAACAUGGUGUGGGUUUCGUGUCAAGGAGAGAACCCAGCUGAUCGGGAGAACAUUGGACCUAUCCAGUAUCUACCUAACAGAGGAUUUCCUGGAUAUUACUUUCCAUAUACGAAUCAAGAAGGCUACCUCAGUCCUCUCGUCGCCGUUCAUUUGCAAAGGCCGAAGACUGGUAUGUUGAUCAACAUAGAGUGUCGUGCGUGGGCACACAAUAUUAUGUACGACAGACACGAGGGCAUGGGCUCCGUACACAUCGAAAUUAUGGUCGAAUAAAAAUUGACGUCAUCCGUAGAGGAGAAAGGGUCAUACAACUGUUACUGUUGCAUUUUUGGUUUACAAUUUUCUAUUGUUUAAUGAUGUCUGUAUUAAAAAAAGGAAAGUUGUUACAUUGAAGUAAUUAAGUAUAUUAUACUUCAAUUUGUUGUUACGAAAAAUAGGUCUAACCCACAAAAAGCUAUUGUUUGGAUUUGUAUACAGUGUCUUGCUUCGAUUAUUUUGUAACUUUGCUUGUUAUCGACUGAGGUUUCUUUUUUGAAUAAUUUUUACGGUAUAGCAGGAUCAAUCAAAAGGUUGCCUUUGCUUGAAAUGGAAUGGUUUGACAUAUACAACUCGAUUUUGAAGCGAGUGUGAGUUAGAUCCUGUUUGCGCAAUUACAUCCAAAAAUUACCUGUAAAUUGUUUGUUAAUUAAUAAUUCAUUUGAUUAUACAAGUCAAGUACGUGUUAGAGUUCAUUAAAAUCAGUGUUUGAAACCCGAAACUUAAGUUCAAUUCAUAUAGUUUACUAUUUUGUUCCAUGAGUUAGGAAACCAACACAGUGCCCCUUGUUCGUUUUCAUUUAAGACAAAAGGAACAGAUUAUAUAGGCAAAAACAGUUGUGUACCCAAUGAAUGUUAGCAUUAAAUUGUAGUGAAUGUUUUCCUUGCGAGAGUAAAUUUUAACUAAUUUAUUAAAGCUUUGUUUU
This is a messenger RNA of Parnassius mnemosyne (clouded apollo), 1793 nucleotides long. NCBI's taxonomy places the organism in Eukaryota, Metazoa, Arthropoda, Insecta, Lepidoptera, Papilionidae. The record is from the annotation of a GenBank genome assembly.